UCUUAUUAGUCAUAAAGUGUUCCCGAUCCCUUCAUCUUCGUAUACCCUGUAUUUCCGAAGGCCUCUCAACCCUUGUGAGGGUUGUAAGAUCUGAGAACGCCGUGGUUUCAGAUCAUUAAAUCAUUGCUUUUGUUGGAAUUCGUAUAUUGUCUGUGGGCUCUUCCAAUUGUUCGGAUUUUUUCAAGCCCGGUAGUGCAGGAUUUGGUGGAGUAUCGAGGGUUUUUGAGGGGCUAUAGAACAGAUCGAUGAUUUUCACUGCUUAAAUCUGCAAUUGGCCUCGACGGAUCAUAAUUAGGAUAUUUUAAUUAGAUAAAUUUGUAGGAAGUGAUCUUUAAAUUGUCCCGGCAGUCAUGGCUGCAGCUAGCGCACCGAUCACCAUGAAGGAGGCGCUGACGUUGCCAAGCCUUGGGAUAAAUCCUCAGUUUAUUACAUUCACUCACGUUACAAUGGAAUCGGACAAGUACAUUUGUGUACGGGAAACUGCUCCUGCAAACAGUGUUGUGAUCAUUGACACGAAUAAUCCUGUGCCUGUGAUGAGGAGACCUAUUACAGCAGAUUCAGCGCUAAUGAAUCCCAACAGUAGAAUUCUCGCAUUGAAAGCUCAAAUACCAGGCACCACUCAGGAUCAUCUACAGAUAUUUAACAUUGAGAUGAAGGCAAAGGUGAAAUCGUUUCAGAUGCCUGAACAGGUUGUCUUUUGGAAAUGGAUCACACCAAAGAUGUUGGGUCUUGUUACACAGAGUUCAGUGUAUCAUUGGUCAUUGGAAGGUGAUUCUGAACCUGUACGAAUGUUUGAGCGAACGGCCAAUUUAACAGGCAACCAGAUAAUAAAUUAUCGAUGUGAUCCCACCGAAAAGUGGCUUGUUUUGAUUGGAAUUGCUCCAGGAGCACCUGAGAGGCCACAACUUGUCAAGGGGAACAUGCAGUUGUUUUCUGUAGAGCAGCAGCGAAGUCAAGCUCUAGAAGCUCAUGCAGCUGCAUUUGCAACAUUUAAGGUUGCAGGCAAUGAAAAUCCUUCCAUCCUUAUUUCCUUCGCUUCUAAAACAAUCACUGGAGGGCAGCUCACUUCAAAGCUACACGUGAUUGAGCUUGGUGCACAGCCAGGUAAGCCAGGGUUCACAAAGAAACAGGCGGAUCUGUUCUUCCCACCAGAUUUUGCAGAUGAUUUUCCAGUAUCCAUGCAGAUAUCACACAAGUACAGUCUGAUAUAUGUCAUUACAAAGCUGGGACUUCUAUUUGUUUAUGAUUUAGAAACAGCAACAGCAGUUUACAGGAAUCGGAUCAGUCCCGAUCCAAUCUUUUUAACAUCUGAAGCAACUGCAGUUGGUGGGUUCUUUGCUGUCAAUCGGAGGGGGCAAGUGUUGCUGGCAACUGUCAAUGAAGCUACAAUUGUAUCUUUUGUUAGUGGACAGCUCAACAAUCUUGAGCUUGCUGUGAAUCUUGCUAAAAGAGGAAACCUUCCUGGGGCUGAAAAUCUGGUUGUCCAGCGAUUCCAAGAGUUGUUUUCUCAGAUGAAGUAUAAAGAAGCGGCAGAACUUGCUGCAGAAUCUCCUCAAGGCAUUCUUCGUACGCCAGACACUGUAGCAAAGUUCCAGAGUGUUCCAGUACAACCAGGGCAAACACCACCUCUUCUGCAGUAUUUUGGUACUCUACUGACAAAGGGAAAGUUAAAUGCUUUUGAGUCUCUUGAACUCUCACGAUUAGUUGUAAACCAGAAUAAAAAGAACCUUUUGGAGAAUUGGCUUGCUGAGGACAAAUUGGAGUGUAGUGAGGAAUUGGGGGAUCUUGUGAAGACCGUGGACAAUGACCUUGCACUAAAAAUUUACAUUAAAGCAAGGGCUACCCCCAAAGUAGUUGCAGCUUUUGCUGAGAGAAGGGAAUUCGACAAAAUACUUAUUUACUCUAAACAGGUUGGGUACACUCCUGAUUACCUGUUCCUCCUCCAGACAAUUUUGCGCUCUGACCCCCAGGGCGCUGUAAAUUUUGCACUGAUGAUGUCUCAAAUGGAAGGUGGUUGUCCAGUUGACUACAAUGUCAUCACAGAUCUCUUUCUUCAGCGUAACAUGAUCCGUGAAGCAACAUCCUUUUUAUUGGAUGUUUUGAAGCCUAAUUUGCCAGAACAUGCACAUCUUCAAACUAAGGUUCUUGAGAUUAAUUUGGUCACUUUCCCCAAUGUAGCUGAUGCUAUCUUGGCAAAUGGAAUUUUCAGUCACUAUGAUCGUCCUCGUAUUGCACAAUUGUGUGAGAAAGCUGGUUUAUAUAUGCGUGCACUUCAGCACUAUACAGAGUUGCCCGAUAUCAAACGUGUCAUUGUCAACACCCAUGCUAUUGAGCCACAGGCUCUCGUUGAGUUCUUUGGGACCCUUUCUAGAGAAUGGGCGUUGGAGUGCAUGAAAGAUCUCCUCCUUGUCAACCUGAGGGGAAAUCUCCAAAUCAUUGUCCAGGCUGCCAAGGAAUAUUCUGAACAAUUGGGUGCAGAUUCAUGCAUCAAGCUCUUUGAACAGUUCAAGUCUUAUGAAGGGCUCUAUUUCUUCUUGGGUGCAUAUUUGAGCUCCAGUGAGGAUCCCGACAUUCACUUCAAAUACAUCGAAGCAGCGGCCAAAACUGGACAAAUCAAGGAGGUGGAACGUGUAACCAGAGAGUCUAACUUCUAUGAUGCUGAAAAGACAAAGAACUUUCUUAUGGAAGCAAGACUUCCAGAUGCUCGUCCACUGAUAAAUGUUUGUGAUCGGUUUGGAUUUGUACCAGAUCUUACCCAUUACUUAUAUUCAAACAAUAUGCUGCGAUAUAUUGAAGGCUAUGUCCAAAAGGUAAAUCCAAGCAAUGCUCCUUUAGUUGUUGGUCAGCUGCUUGAUGAUGAUUGUCCGGAGGACUUCAUCAAAGGUCUUAUUCUGUCUGUUCGUUCUCUCCUUCCUGUUGAACCACUUGUCGAAGAAUGCGAGAAAAGGAACCGGCUUCGAUUGCUGACACAAUUUUUAGAACAUCUUGUGAGCGAAGGAAGUCAGGAUGUGCAUGUACACAAUGCAUUGGGUAAAAUCAUCAUUGAUACAAAUAAUAAUCCAGAGCACUUCCUCACUACAAAUCCCUACUAUGAUUCUCGGGUGGUGGGUAAAUACUGUGAGAAAAGGGAUCCAACUCUGGCAGUUGUUGCAUAUAGGCGGGGGCAAUGUGAUGAAGAGCUUAUUAAUGUUACCAAUAAAAAUUCUCUAUUUAAGCUCCAAGCAAGGUAUGUUGUUGAGCGGAUGGAACCUGAACUUUGGGAAAAAGUUCUCAACCCAGAAAAUCCUUUCCGGAGGCAACUUAUUGAUCAAGUUGUAUCAACUGCUUUACCUGAAAGCAAAAAUCCAGAUCAGGUAUCUGCAACAGUGAAAGCAUUUAUGACUGCUGAUCUGCCGCACGAGUUGAUUGAACUUCUAGAGAAGAUUGUUCUACAAAAUUCUGCUUUCAGUGGAAAUCCUAAUCUGCAAAAUCUUCUCAUCCUGACAGCCAUUAAGGCUGAUAAGUCUCGUGUAAUGGACUACAUUAAUAGGUUGGACAACUUUGAUGGCCCUGCAGUUGGGGAAAUUGCUGUUGGAGCAGAAUUAUACGAGGAGGCCUUUGCUAUCUUUAAGAAGUUUAAUCUAAAUGUACAAGCUGUAAAUGUUCUCUUAGACAACAUUCGAAGCAUUGAGCGGGCUGUGGAGUUUGCCUCCCGUGUUGAGGAGGAUGCAGUCUGGAGUCAAGUGGCAAAGGCACAACUCAGGGAGGGAAUGGUCAGUGAUGCUAUUGAAUCAUUCAUUCGUGCUGAUGAUGCUACAGAGUUCCUUGAUGUGAUAAGGGCUGCUGAGCUAGCUAAUGUGUAUCAUGACCUAGUUAAGUAUUUGCUGAUGGUAAGGAAAAAGAUUAAAGAGCCAAAGGUUGACAGUGAGCUUAUCUAUGCAUAUGCUAAGAUUGACAGGCUUGGUGAAAUUGAAGAAUUUAUACUGACACCAAAUGUCGCUAAUCUUCAAAGUGUGGGAGAUCGUCUAUUUGAUGAAGCUCUAUAUGAGGCUGCUAAGAUAAUUUUCACUUUCAUUUCCAACUGGGCAAAACUUGCCAGCACACUUGUCAAACUUGGUCAGUUCCAAGGAGCAGUUGAUGCUGCUCGGAAGGCAAACAGUUCAAAGACAUGGAAGGAAGUAUGUUUUGCUUGUGUUGAUGCCGAGGAGUUUAGAUUGGCCCAAAUCUGUGGUUUGAACAUCAUUAUACAGGUGGAUGACUUGGAAGAGGUCAGUGAUUACUAUCAAAACAGGGGUCGCUUUGAUGAACUCAUAUCUCUGAUGGAAAGUGGUUUGGGGUUGGAGCGUGCACAUAUGGGCAUCUUUACAGAGCUGGGCAUCCUAUAUGCCAGAUAUCGCCCGGACAAGCUGAUGGAACAUAUCAAAUUAUUUUCGACACGGCUCAAUAUACCCAGGGUUAUCCGUGUUUGUGAUGAGCAGCAGCACUGGAAGGAACUUACAUAUUUAUAUAUUCAAGAUGAUGAGUAUGACAAUGCCGCCACUACUAUCAUGAACCAUUCUCCAGAGGCAUGGGAUCAUAUGCAAUUCAAAGAUGUAGUAGUUAAAGUGGCCAAUGUUGAAUUGUACUACAAAGCUGUCCACUUUUAUUUGCAAGAACACCCAGAUCUUAUUAAUGACCUCUUGAAUGUCCUUGCCCUUAAGGUAGACCACACACGAGUAGUUGACAUCAUGCGUAAGGCUGGACAUCUCCGUCUUGUGAAGCCAUACAUGGUUGCAGUACAGAGCAAUAAUGUAGCUGCUGUUAAUGAGGCAUUGAAUGAAAUUUAUGUAGAAGAGGAAGAUUAUGAUAGGCUUCGAGAAUCUAUAGAUAUGCAUGAUAACUUUGAUCAGAUAGGGCUUGCUCAGAGGGUUGAGAAACAUGAACUUCUUGAAUUCCGCCGUAUUGCUGCUUUCAUUUACAAGAAAGCAGGAAGAUGGAGGCAGUCUGUUGCAUUGUCUAAAAAGGAUAAUCUUUACAAAGAUGCAAUGGAAACUAGUUCUCAAUCGGGUGAUCGUGAACUUGCAGAGGAAUUGCUGGUGUAUUUUGUGGAACAGGGCAAGAAAGAAUGCUUUGCUUCGUGCUUGUUCAUAUGCUAUGACUUGAUCAGACCAGAUGUGGCUUUGGAACUUGCCUGGAUGAAUAAUAUGAUUGACUUUGUGUUUCCAUACCUACUUCAGUUCAUUCGAGAAUACACAACAAAAGUUGAUGAGCUUGUUAAGGACAAGUUAGAGGCUGCCCAAGAAGAGAAAUCCAAGGAGAAAGAAGAGAAAGAUCUUGUUGCCCAACAGAAUAUGUAUGCUCAGCUUCUUCCCCUUGCUUUGCCAGCACCUCCAAUGCCUGGCAUGGGAGUGGGCAUGGGAGGUGGCUUUCAGCCAGGUAUGGGUGGAAUGGGAAUGCCUCCUAUGCCAGCGUAUGGUAUGCCACCUAUGGGUGGCUAUUGAAGGUAUUGAAGAACUUAACGUGGGACACACAAUUCUUCAAGCAUACAUGGUUUUUUGAGGCUUGUAUUCAAUAUUAGCAAGAGCAAUGCCGGCUUUGUUCUUUCCAGAUGUGAUAGUUUGGCAGAGCAUUUUGUGAAAUUGUAGGAACUCAUGUUCAGUAUGAUUUUGUAGAUUGGGCUGAUUAGGAGAGGGCAAAUUUUUUGCUUUGGCCUGAUAUGGGUCAUUUUCUGAAUAGCAUUUUUGGUUUUAUUUUCUUGUUGGUAUUAAUUCUUUAAUUGACAUUAUUCUUUGGUGCAGAUGUAAACUUGAGUGUGCAACCAUUGUUUACUUGUCUCA
Cryptomeria japonica (Japanese cedar) is the source of this 5795-nucleotide messenger RNA. RefSeq names its product clathrin heavy chain 1. Gene Ontology annotation, biological process: receptor-mediated endocytosis; intracellular protein transport. The record is from RefSeq and is a predicted model, not a curated record. The transcript is spliced from 30 exons. Gene Ontology annotation, molecular function: clathrin light chain binding; structural molecule activity. Gene Ontology annotation, cellular component: clathrin coat of coated pit; Golgi apparatus; plasmodesma. Lineage: Eukaryota; Viridiplantae; Streptophyta; Pinopsida; Cupressales; Cupressaceae. The coding region runs from base 351 to 5459 and encodes 1702 amino acids.